Drosophila rhopaloa is the source of this 2477-nucleotide messenger RNA. Its product is annotated as prolyl endopeptidase. Gene Ontology annotation, cellular component: cytosol. Gene Ontology annotation, biological process: proteolysis. Lineage: Eukaryota; Metazoa; Arthropoda; Insecta; Diptera; Drosophilidae. The transcript has a single exon. The record is from RefSeq and is a predicted model, not a curated record. The coding region runs from base 38 to 2329 and encodes 763 amino acids. Gene Ontology annotation, molecular function: oligopeptidase activity; serine-type endopeptidase activity.
UUCGUUAAACUUCCUUCGUCUUUUUUUUCGAAAACAAAUGCUGAAAUUAUUUUUCAAAUUAAGUGCAAAUAGGCGCAGCCAUCAGACCAUAAAAAAGACCCUACUCUCGCAACCUUUGGAUCACUUGACCAUGUCCCGACCGAAUGCUUCGGUCAAUCGUCCCACGGACCUGAGUCGUCCGUCAGUCGAGGAAUCGAAUGCGAGGAUUGUGUACCCAGAAGCACGGAAGGAUAAUAAAGCCGAGGAAAUGAUACAUGAUUACAGAAUACGAGACGUUUAUCGUUGGCUUGAAGAUCCUGAUUCGCAAGAAACUCAACGAUUUGUGAAUGCGCAAAACAACAUUAGCCAGCCGUUUCUCGAAAAAUGCGAGGAAUGGGAGAGUAUCAAUAAUAAAUUGACGAAGCUGUGGAAUUUCCCGAAGUAUGGAUGCCCCAUGCGUUACGGAAGUUACUAUUACUACUUCAAGAACACGGGCCUGCAGAAUCAGAGUGUUUUGAUGCAGCAGGAGACUUUGGACAGCCCCGAGGUGAUUUUCCUGGAUGCCAAUAGCUUAUCCGCGGAUGGAACCACGGCAUUGAGCCAGAAAACAUUCUCCGAAGACGGCGCUUUCAUGGCCUAUGGACUGAGUGAAAGUGGUUCGGAUUGGAAUAAAAUCCGCAUACGUAGAACAAAGGAGCGCACCGAUUUUCCUGAGACUCUGGAGAAGGUGAAGUUUUCAAAUGUCUCCUGGACGAAGGACAACAAGGGCUUCUUCUAUGGUCGGUAUUCAGGUCAAGAUGGCAAAACUGAUGGAUCGGAGACAAAGCAGAACGAAAACCAGAAACUAUAUUACCAUCGAGUGGGAGAAAGUCUAGAUCUGGAUACUUUGGUUGCCGAAUUCCCUGAACAUCCUUCAUGGCGGUUCCAAACCGAUGUUUCCGAGUGCGGAAAAUAUCUGAUCUUAUCUAUAAGUCAUACUGUCCGCGAUAAUAUGCUGUACUAUGCUGAUUUGAAGCCCGACGAGGCUAUCACCUCGAAGCUCGAGGUGAAGCCCAUUGUUGAUAAAUUUGAGGCUGACUACGAUUACAUAACCAACGAAGGAUCCAAAAUGUACUUUCACACCAACAAAGAUGCUCCCAAUUACCGCGUGGUGGUGAUUGACUUUGAAAAUCCCGCUGAGGCGAACUGGUCCACCCUGAUACCCGAACACGAAAAGGAUGUCCUGGAGUGGGCCAAGUGCGUCAAUGGGGACAAGCUAGUGGUGUGCUAUAACCGCGAUGUGAAGAACAUCCUUCAGGCCUGUGAGUUGCACACUGGGAAACUCAUUCGACAAUUCGGCCUGGAUAUUGGCGCUAUAAACGGGAUUUCUGGAAAAAAGAAGUAUUCCGAGAUCUUCUACAGUUUCUCAUCGUUUCUAACGCCAGGAAUCAUCUAUCACUACGACUUUACUAAGCCCGUUGAGAAGCCAAAAGUACUGCGAGAAACGAGCCUCAAUCUGGAUGGAUUUGACCGGGACAACUACAGUGUGGAGCAGGUGUUCUAUAAAAGCGCCGAUGACACCGAAAUACCCAUGUUCAUUAUACAAAGAAAGAGGGAUGUUGUGGAGCCCCGACCUUGCCUUCUGUACGGUUAUGGCGGGUUUAACCACAGCCUGAUGCCAUCGUUUGGCAUAACUGGUCUAAUGUUUAUGGACACUUUUGAUGGGGUUUUGGCCUUUCCCAACCUGAGAGGAGGCGGGGAGUAUGGUGUGGAGUGGCACAACGGAGGCAGGCUGUUCAACAAGCAGAAUUGUUUCAAUGAUUUCCAAGCCGCCGCCGAGUACUUGAGCCAGAACAACUACACCACCAAGGAUCGGUUGGCCAUACAGGGCGCCUCGAAUGGUGGCCUUCUGGUGGCUGCCUGCAUCAAUCAGCGGCCGGAUCUUUUUGGGGCAGCCGUUGCCCAGGUCGGAGUUAUGGAUAUGUUGCGAUUCGACAAAUUCACCAUCGGUCAUGCCUGGUGUUCGGACUAUGGAAAUCCCAACGAGAGGGAGCACUUUGCAAACCUCUUCAAGUACUCGCCGCUGCACAAUGUUCAUAUUCCGCUGAACCCAAAUCAGGAGUAUCCUUCGACUCUGAUCCUGACAGCCGAUCACGACGAUCGUGUGAGUCCUUUGCACUCUUUCAAGUUUGCAGCCGCUCUCCAGGAAGCCGUGCGACAUUCGGAGUACCAACUGAACCCCAUUCUACUGAGGGUUUACACGAAGGCAGGUCAUGGAGCUGGAAAGCCCACCAGGAUGCGCAUUAGUGAAUCCACCGACAUAAUCACGUUUCUCAAGAAGACCCUCAAUGUCGACUGUGUCAAUCUUUGAAGGAAGUUGUCCUAAAAUAUACAAGAUGGGUGUUUCGGAUAUGAAUCGAAAUUAUUUUUGAAAUUAUUUUGGACAUUUUCCAGUUAUUUAAGAAGGAUUUGUAGUUGGUCCCUAGUUCACAUAAACCGAUAACCUAAACACUUUUAAA